GCUAUCGAAAGAUCGAAUUAUGAAAUGAAUAUUGAGUUUAAUUUUAUUAGGAAUGACACUACCAGACUAUCUGACUAGCGACUAGUAUCUAACUAUGUCUGAAUAAGUAAUACAUUCAAUAACUAUUAGUUAUUAAUAUAUAAUAAAAACUGAAUAGGUAAAACUACUAUCGAAUAGUUUCGACUAGCCGAUAUUUUAAAGUUAUCAAUCAAUCAGAUCGAUUGUACUCAACUGAGGUCUGAGUUUCUAUACGGUUUUUGGUCUUUUUCUCCCCAUCCGUUGACGAUUUUAAUUUUCACAUUAUCAGUACCGGUCUGGUUGGGCCACGUAAUUAUUCGCGCGGUGUCGAAUCGGAAUAAUAGAUAGGGUUUUGUGAGUGAAUCGAAAAUCACUAUGCACUUUCCACGUUCCAAUCGAAAGUUUUAAAUAUUGUCAUUAUUAUUCUAAAGACACCACACACGCCCAACCGUUUUUUUUUCAUCAUCUGGUCCCGGAAACUUUCUGGAUUUUUACAAACCAUAGUGGAUAUUAUUUACAUAGGACUAUGCUCUUACUGUUAUUACUUCCAUUUUUUCAAUUAUUACAUGGUUUGGAUGUUUCUAAUUUUGUUCCAAAAGUUUCUGCUGAUACAUCACCUUGCAAAAGUUGUAAAAUAUUAGUUCAAUCGUUUGAGAAGGGUCUUGAAAAAACUAAAAAUGGUCACUUUGGCGGUGGAAAUACAGCAUGGGAAGAGAAAAAUUUAUUGACUUAUGCAAAAAGUGAAGUGAGAUUUGUGGAAAUCCAUGAUUCAUUGUGUACUGAAAUAUCUCAAGACCAAGAUAUGUGUUUUCAUUUGUCGAGUGAAUAUGAACAUCACUUAAAAGAAUGGUGGACGGAUGGUCGUCAAGAAGAUCUAUUCCAAUGGUUUUGUGUGGACAAAUUAAAAGUGUGUUGCCCGCCAAAACAUUAUGGUCCUAAUUGUUUACCGUGUACAGGUUAUCCAAAUGUUUGUAAUUCUCAUGGAACUUGCAAGGGUGAUGGAACUCGAAAAGGCAAUGGAUCAUGCAAAUGUAAAAAUGGUUAUGAAGGUACCAACUGCGAUCAUUGUGCAAAUAAUUAUUUUGCCAUACUGAAAAAUAAUACUUUUACUUGUGAAGAAUGUCAUAAAUCUUGUAAAGAUAGCUGUACAGAUUCGGGGCCAAAAGGUUGUGAUGAAUGUAAAGAUGGAUGGGUGUAUAUGGGCGAAGGUGAAGGUUGUGUGGAUGUUGAUGAAUGUUUGGAACAAGACGUUUGUACCUCACAGCAAUUUUGUGUUAAUAAUGAUGGCUCGUAUUCUUGUUUGAGUUGUGAUCCAUCAUGUACAGAUUGUUAUGGUGACGGAAAUGAUAUGUGCUAUAAUUGUGCUGCAGGAUACAUCAUGAAAGACAAAAAAUGCAUAGUGGACACCAAAUGGAAGAGCUCUGAUCAAUCUCGUUAUCUAACAUAUGGUGGUCUAGGAAUAGCAACAAUAAUUAUUUUCCGGAUGAAUACAACUAUUGCAAGUAUUGUUGGAGCAUUCAUAGCAGUUUACAUUAUGGUAGCUGAAUAUAUAAUGAAUGAAUUAUAUAAGUAAAGAAAUAGAGAUUAAUAUCCUAAGCAAUGUUUUCUUCCAUAAACUGUGUUAAAUUUUAUAUUGUAAGUAGUUUUCAAUGUUUGCCCAAUUCCAAACAAAAUAAAAAAUAAUGAAUUUAAAAAAGCGCCUAGAGUUGAAAUGUUGCUGUUUAUUUAUUGAUAAAAAAUUUUUUUUAAUUAUGAUUAAAUAGGAUACAUUACU
Molecule: messenger RNA, 1792 nt
Organism: Myzus persicae (green peach aphid)
Lineage: Eukaryota; Metazoa; Arthropoda; Insecta; Hemiptera; Aphididae
Gene: Creld
Product: cysteine-rich with EGF-like domain protein 2
Exons: 8
Coding region: 545-1591 (348 amino acids)
Molecular function (GO): calcium ion binding
Source: RefSeq, a predicted model, not a curated record